GCGCAUGCGCCGCAGAGGCGGAAGUGAAGUUUGAGCAGGGGAGAGGAGCUGAGCUGUCUCAGACAUGGACUGUCUCCGUUAGGCCGUCCUCUGAGAGAACAUCCGACCCGGAGCAGGAGGACACUUCGACCGAGACCUCACAGGACCGCGAGCCCGCCCCGAAACAUGAUGCGCUUCAUGCUGCUGUUCAGCCGGCAGGGGAAGCUGCGGCUGCAGAAGUGGUACACCGCCACGGCCGAGCGCGACAAGAAGAAGAUGGUGCGAGAGCUCAUGCAGAUCGUGCUCGCCAGGAAGCCCAAGAUGUGCAGCUUCCUGGAGUGGAGGGACCUGAAGAUCGUCUACAAGAGGUACGCCAGCCUGUAUUUCUGUUGUGCGAUCGAGGAGCAGGACAAUGAGCUGAUCACUCUGGAGGUCAUCCACCGCUUCGUGGAGCUGCUGGAUAAAUACUUCGGCAGCGUGUGCGAGCUGGACAUCAUCUUCAACUUCGAGAAGGCGUACUUCAUCCUGGACGAGUUCCUGAUGGGAGGAGAAAUCCAGGACACGUCCAAGAAGAGCGUCCUGAAAGCCAUCGAGCAAGCCGACCUGCUGCAGGAGGAGGACGAGUCGCCCCGCAGUGUGUUGGAGGAGAUGGGCCUGGCGUAGCGGCGGCGGCGUGGCGGACUGGCUGGACUCUCCUGGACUGGCGGCAGCAGCUCGGCGUCUCUGUACAGUUUUUAACUGACAAACACUCAGUUAGGAGAUCAUUACAUUACCAGGCCUUUAGCUGU
Molecule: messenger RNA, 767 nt
Organism: Salarias fasciatus (jewelled blenny)
Lineage: Eukaryota; Metazoa; Chordata; Actinopteri; Blenniiformes; Blenniidae
Gene: ap1s1
Product: adaptor related protein complex 1 subunit sigma 1
Exons: 5
Coding region: 166-642 (158 amino acids)
Biological process (GO): vesicle-mediated transport; intracellular protein transport
Cellular component (GO): AP-1 adaptor complex; membrane coat
Molecular function (GO): clathrin-cargo adaptor activity
Source: RefSeq, a predicted model, not a curated record